AAAAAAGAAAAAAAGGAAAAAUUCUUGUGGAGUGUUUGAUUGGACACGCGCGAGUACUGGCAGUGCUGCCCAUUCGCCACUGUACCGUCGAUGAAGAUGAAGAUGAAGAUGAUGCGCUUCCACAGACUUUCUCGCCCUCUCUCUCUCCUCCCUCUCCCUCUCUCUCUCGCUGCAGCGCCACUAUCCACUCCCUCCCAUUCCCUCAUGGCCUCAUCUAGGUUCCGCAACCUCGUUCCUCUGAACGCGAUCGUCUCUGAGGAUGGCGGUGGCGGAGGCGGAGGUUCUAAUGGCUCCGUUUCCUCUUCAUCAGCUUCAGUUCCCACUGAAGACGACGAAAGUUUAGUAUUGGGGGUUGGGUACCGUCUUCCUCCCUCUGAAAUCAGGGACAUCGUUGAUGCUCCACCGCUUCCCAUAUUGUCAUUCUCGCCAUAUAGGGACAAAAUAUUGUUCCUCAAGCGAAGGUCAUUGCCUCCACUAUCAGAACUAGCAAAGCCAGAAGAAAAGCUGGCUGGCAUUCGUAUCGAUGGACAGUGCAAUUGCAGAAGUCGGAUGUCAUUCUACACCGGAAUAGGGAUUCAUCAGUUGAUGCCUGAUGAUUCCCUAGGUCCAGAGAAGGAGGUAUAUGGCUUACCGGAUGGUGCUAAGAUCAAUUUCAUUACCUGGUCACCUGAUGGCCGUCAUUUAUCUUUCAGUGUGCGAGUUGAUGAGGAAGAUGGCAGUAGCGGUAAGCUUAGAGUUUGGGUUGCUGAUGUGGAAACUGGGAAAGCUAGACCUCUGUUUCAGAAUACAGACAUCUAUGUAAAUGCAGUUUUUGAGAAUUUUGUUUGGGUAGAUGAUUCUACUUUGUUAGUUUGCACCAUUCCCUCCUCUCGUGGAGAUCCGCCAAGAAAACCUUUGGUUCCUUAUGGUCCAAAAAUUCAAUCUAAUGAGCAGAAGACCAUUAUUCAAGCUAGAACCUUUCAGGAUCUGCUAAAGGACAAAUAUGAUGAAGAUUUGUUCGACUACUACGCCACUACCCAGCUUGUUUUGGGUUCAUUGGAUGGAACGGUUAAGGAGUUUGGCACACCAGCUAUAUACACAUCGCUGGACCCUUCCCCUGAUCACAGACAUCUCUUAGUUACUUCCAUUCAUAGGCCUUAUUCUUUUAUUGUUCCAUGUGGAAGAUUCCCUAAAAGGGUAGCUGUGUGGACAACUAAUGGAAAAUUUGUUAGGGAGCUCUGUGAUUUGCCGCUUGCUGAGGAUAUACCCAUUGCAUUCAACAGUGUAAGAAAGGGGAUCCGUUCCGUCAGUUGGAGAGCAGAUAAGCCAUCGACACUCUACUGGGUGGAAACUCAAGAUGAUGGAGACGCCAGAAUAGAGGUUUCUCCUCGUGAUAUUGUUUAUACACAAUCUGCUGAACCUCCAGAAGGUGAACAGCCAGAGAUAUUACACAAACUUGAUCUUCGUUAUGGGGGCGUAUCUUGGUGUGAUGAUUCACUGGCUCUUGUUUAUGAAUCUUGGUACAAGACGCGCAAAAUACGAACUUGGGUAAUCUCGCCUGGAUCUAAAGAUGACACUCCUCGCGUUCUAUUUGAUAGGUCAUCAGAAGAUGUGUAUUCAGACCCUGGCUCACCAAUGCAGCGGAGGACUCCUCUUGGGACUUAUAUAAUUGCAAAGUUAAGGAAGGAAAAUGAUGAAGGCACAUAUGUUCUACUAAAUGGUAGUGGUGCUACCCCAGAAGGGAAUAUCCCUUUCAUUGAUUUAUUUGACAUAAAAACAGGCAGCAAAGAAAGAAUAUGGAAGAGCGAUAAAGAGACGUAUUAUGAAAGUGUUGUAGCUUUAAUGUCCGACGAGAAAGAAGGAGAUUUAAAUAUUGAUCAGCUGAAAUUUUUGGUUUCCAAAGAAUCCAAAACUGAAAAUACCCAGUACUACAUACUGAGGUGGCCUGAUAAGAAAGCUACUCAAAUUACCAAAUUUCCUCAUCCAUAUCCACAGCUGGCAUCACUGCAGAAAGAGAUGAUCAGAUACGAGAGAAAAGAUGGAGUUCAAUUGACAGCAACACUAUAUCUGCCACCAAACUAUGACCCAGCAAAAGAAGGCCCUCUUCCCUGCUUGAUCUGGUCUUACCCUGGGGAGUUCAAAAGCAAAGAUGCAGCUGGACAAGUUCGUGGUUCCCCUAAUGAGUUUGCAAGUAUAGGUCCAACUUCUGCUCUUCUAUGGUUGGCUUGCAGGUUUGCUAUUUUAGCUGGACCAACAAUACCUAUCAUUGGUGAAGGUGACGAGGAGGCAAAUGAUAGAUAUGUAGAGCAAUUGGUUGCAAGUGCACAGGCUGCUGUAGAGGAGGUCAUUAGACGGGGGGUCGCUCAUCCAAAUAAGAUUGCCAUUGGUGGACAUUCAUAUGGUGCAUUUAUGACUGCAAACCUUCUGGCUCAUGCUCCUCAUCUUUUUUGCUGUGGAAUUGCUCGCUCCGGUGCCUAUAACAGAACACUGACCCCUUUUGGAUUUCAGAAUGAGGAUAGAACUCUUUGGGAGGCAACCAAGACAUACGUAGAGAUGAGUCCAUUUAUAUCAGCAAAUAAAAUCAAGAAGCCAAUUUUACUCAUCCAUGGUGAAGAAGACAACAACCCAGGAACUUUACCCAUGCAGUCCGAUCGGUUUUUCAAUGCCUUGAAAGGUCAUGGAGCAUUAUGUCGCCUUGUGGUUCUUCCGUUUGAGAGCCAUGGCUAUACUUCACGAGAGAGUAUCAUGCACGUCCUCUGGGAAACUGAUAGAUGGCUGCAGAAAUAUUGUUCCUCUAACUCUUCUGAUGUAGGUCAAGAUGUGGAUAAAAGCAAAGAGGAAGGUAAUGGAGCAGCAGAUUCUAAAGGGAAAGUUGUUUCAGGUUCCGGAGGUGGUGGCACAGAGAGUUCAAAUCGUGAUAAUGAUGGAUUUUACUCUAUUCAAAGAUCAUUAUUGUGAUUUCUUGUGGAUAUUUUGCAGCCAAGAGGUGAAGUGGAGAUUCGAAUUGUAAGAUAAGAAGCACGGAUGACGAUCCUCCGAAGAAACAGAUCCAUGCCUCUGAAGUGCAUCAUUCAGGAUUGAAAUAAAGAGUGGCAUUUGAUAAGCAAAUUUCACCAUUUUUUCUAUAUUGCAAGGACGCAUAAUUCUGAAAUCAUGGUCUGCUUGCUGUUUAUGUAAUUCAUUGUGGCUAUUGAGCAAAUUUGUACGCCAAGAAAACUUGAAUCUUCAUUUUUCCCAUAAAGGAAUAAGGUCAAAUUAGAUGCUAAUGUACUUCAAAAAUGGUAUAUACAAAAAGAUUGUGCAUAGUAAAUGAAAUGAAAAAUGUUGUCCCUGUCUUUAA
Molecule: messenger RNA, 3319 nt
Organism: Momordica charantia (bitter melon)
Lineage: Eukaryota; Viridiplantae; Streptophyta; Magnoliopsida; Cucurbitales; Cucurbitaceae
Product: Prolyl oligopeptidase family protein
Biological process (GO): proteolysis
Molecular function (GO): serine-type endopeptidase activity
Source: RefSeq, a predicted model, not a curated record